CGACGAAGAAAUAGGACAGCGCAGGCAGCACCCGACGAUGUCUGUCAUGACCGGCAGGAAAGCACAAGGAGCCGCGAAGUGAAGAAGCACGUGGAUAUUAGUAGGAGGGCAGAACGACGGGGAGUUUCGAAGACGGUAUGAGGGAAGACAUGACGGGUAGUGCUGAAAGCGGUCUUCCACGAUCCGCGGGACGAUCCGAGGAGUAACAAAAGUACGGCCGACCACGAUGAAGGGAGCGUCGGGAGAAACCGAAAAAACGUAUAGAGUGGGGACCAAGGCUGUUGCCGACGACUGUGCUCAUGACUACGUGACACGAUGAAUGGUGGAGGAUAUAACGGAGGUGGCCGUAAUGGCAACAAUGGUGGUGGUAACAACGGCGGAGGGAAUAACGACGGAGGGAAUAACAGAGGAGGUAACGGUGACGGGGGCGGGAAUUGGAACGGGGGUGGAAACAACGGCAAUGGAAACGGUGAUGGUAACUGGAACAACGGAGGAGGAAGGGGCAACUGGGGCAGUGGAGGUAACAACGAAAAUGGUAAUGGAGGAGGACGAGGGGGCUGGAAUAGUGGGGGGUGGAAUCGAUGGAAUUGUAAUGGAGGGAGCAAUGGUGGUAAUCAGUGGAAUAAUGGAGGAGGUGGUGACUGGAAAAGAUCAGUGAAGUGUUACAAUUGUAACCAAUACGGCCAUAUCAGCCGGGAGUGCGAUGCUCCCAGGCAAGGUAGCUUCAGCAAUGGAGGGAACCGUAACAAUACCAACGGAGCUAGUAGCUUCAACAGCGAGAACGAGCCUGCCAUAGCCGCAGCGCCUGGCAUUAGUAAGAAACUGGAGGAAUCACUGAGGAUGGUGUGCCUUUACACAAAUCGCCAGAUUGAAAGGGAGGAGCGGCACGAGGCCGAAGCGCACGAGGCGGAGGAAAGAAGAAAGAGAAACGAUCAGGAACGCACGGCAAAGGAGGAGAAGAGUAGAUUGGAGCUAGAUAGGAAGAAGGCUAAAGAAAAGAAGGAGGCUGAUAGGGAGUGGAAGUUAGAAAUGAUCCUUGCUAAGCAGAAGGAGAAUCUUCGCGAGGAAUUCAAACGGAUGUUUGAAAAAAAGUUGAAGAAUGUUAUCGUGUCGCAAAGAACUUUGAUAGGGAAGGAUAGAGCUGAAUCUAACUCGGAUGACGAAGAACCAAUGGAGGAGCGACUGGAGAAAAGGAAGCGCCAACCAGUGCCAACAUGCCAAGUGGACGCAUCAGGGGAAUCGCCGGUAAAAGUGGGGCGAGCCUCAUCCUCAAUGCCGAGAGCAGUAAGUGAAGAGCGAUCCCCAAGACUGGGAGUACCACAUCGACGAACCAAAAACGAGGGCGCACAUUUAGGCUACCCAUAUCAAGACUCUGGGCUUUGGGAGGGAGCCCCAUCUGCAGAAGACUACACGACGAUAACGACAUUCCGAAAGGUUGUCCGCAAGUUCUUAGGAAAGAAGCUCAAGCCAACAAUUGAGGAAAUGUGCAAAGAAGUUGGUGUGGUGUACCUCGGGCGUCCGGAAGUGGUGGAUGAGCUGGUCAAGAUCUGCGUGAUGUACUUCAGUACCCAGACACCACCACGGACGGUGCCUGCACCUACGCCAACACCCAGGCCACGUAACGGAGGCAUUGUAAUCCGUGAGGCCGUGCAGCGAGAUGACCCACAAGACGCAAUCGGGGAACCCCCGCAAAUGAGGGGAACCCCGGGGUUAACGAACCGUAGGACACGUGAGCUAUGGGAAGAGUUGAGCCCGUACUUAAGGCUGCGAAGAGUAUUUAUUCAGGGAUCCGAGUUGGGGGAGUCCGGGAUUGGUGAAAAAAGGGGGGUGCUAAUGGGGUUACGUGUAGGCUCGUUGGAUGACCACCGCCGCACCUGAAAGUAUGGUAAAGGCAAGAGAAUAAAUUGUAUACCGACGA
This is a messenger RNA of Chara braunii, 1918 nucleotides long. Lineage: Eukaryota; Viridiplantae; Streptophyta; Charophyceae; Charales; Characeae. The record is from the annotation of a GenBank genome assembly.